AUCAAAACAUUACAAUAAAAACUAAAACAUUUAUACAUACACGCAAAUCUCCAUCAAACAAAGCAUGGUGACAAGAGAAGAUUUAUACAACGUGAUGUGUGCAAUGGUACCUCUAUAUUUUGCAAUGUUAGUUGCUUAUGGUUCAGUAAAGUGUUGCAAAAUGUUCACCCCAGAUCAAUGUUCCGGCAUAAACCGAUUCGUCGCAGUUUUUGCUGUUCCAGUUCUAUCUUUUCACUUCAUUUCUCUCAACAAUCCUUAUCAAAUGGACACAAAAUUUAUCUUGGCAGAUACAAUUUCUAAGCUACUUGUUCUAUUUUUUCUUACCAUUUGGGCCAUUUUCUUUACUAAAGGCUCAUUGGAUUGGGUUAUAACUUUAUUCUCAGUGGCUACUUUGCCUAAUACCCUUGUUAUGGGUAUCCCUCUUCUUCAAGCUAUGUAUGGUGAUUUUACACAAAGUCUCAUGGUGCAACUAGUUGUUCUUCAAUGUAUUAUAUGGUAUACUCUGCUUCUAUUCCUACUAGAAUACAGAGCAGCCAAACUCUUAAUCAAAAGCCAGUUUCCAGGAACAACAGCAGCCUCCAUAACAAAAAUCUCCCUCGACGACGACGUAAUUUCCCUCUACAGCCACGACGCACCGCUCACAACGCAAUCAGAAACCGACGAAAAUGGCAGAAUCAAAGUCCGAAUCCGACGCUCCAUUUCCUCAGCACCACCAGAAUCAACUUCCUCAUUGGGUAAAAGCUUUACUCCUACAAGACUCUCCAAUCUCUCCAACGCCGACAUCUUCUCCAUCAACACGCCGGGGAAUUUUCUCGAUAAUAUGACAAGUCCACAGCUGUCUGGUUAUGCUUCAACGGACGCUUAUUCCUUGCAGCCGACGCCUAGGGCGUCGAAUUUUAAUGAAAUGGAGAUAGUUGGCGGUGGUACGCCUGUUUGGGGGAGGUCUCCGGUGGCCGGAGGUAGGGUUUUGGAUGGAGGGAUGGUAGUGUGGGAAUCACCUGAGAAAUGGCGGGGAGAUGGGGGACAUGGAUGCAAGGACAUUACUAUGUCAGAUAAAGAAAUUAGCUUCAGAGACAGCCUCAAAGUCUCAGUGGCAGGGGAAGUUGUGGACCCCAAAGACCAAAUUGCCAGUAGCCCGAAAAUGCCAUAUGCCUUUGUAAUGUUAAGGCUUAUACUUAUUGUAGCUGGAAGAAAACUUUCUAGAAAUCCUAACACAUAUUCUAGUCUAUUAGGACUUCUAUGGUCUCUAAUCUCCUUCAAAUGGAAUAUAGAAAUGCCCAGUUUGAUCAAAUCAUCUAUCAAGAUCAUAUCUGAUGCAGGUCUUGGGAUGGCAAUGUUUAGCUUAGGGCUUUUCAUGGCUCUUCAGCCUCGUAUCAUUGCUUGUGGCACCAAAAGAGCAGCCAUGGGAAUGGCCAUUAGAUUUCUAUUUGGGCCUCUUGUAAUGUCCUUAUCCUCGAUUGCCGUUGGAUUGAGAGGGAAAAAAUUGCAUACUGCAAUUGUACAGGCUGCUCUUCCACAAGGAAUAGUUCCAUUUGUAUUUGCAAGAGAAUAUGGGCUGCAUCCUGAUAUUUUGAGCACAGGGGUAAUCUUUGGCAUGUUAAUUUCCUUGCCAAUAACUCUCAUUUACUACAUAUUUCUUGGCUUGUGAAGACUGAGAGAAAAAUUACAACUUGAAAGAAGAAUCAAUGAAUUGAAAAAA
This is a messenger RNA of Medicago truncatula (barrel medic), 1699 nucleotides long. RefSeq names its product auxin efflux carrier component 6. Gene Ontology annotation, cellular component: endoplasmic reticulum; plasma membrane. The coding region runs from base 65 to 1648 and encodes 527 amino acids. The transcript has 7 exons. NCBI's taxonomy places the organism in Eukaryota, Viridiplantae, Streptophyta, Magnoliopsida, Fabales, Fabaceae. Gene Ontology annotation, molecular function: auxin efflux transmembrane transporter activity. The record is from RefSeq and is a predicted model, not a curated record. Gene Ontology annotation, biological process: auxin export across the plasma membrane; auxin polar transport.